Symbiodinium sp. CCMP2592 is the source of this 2277-nucleotide messenger RNA. Lineage: Eukaryota; Dinophyceae; Suessiales; Symbiodiniaceae. The record is from the annotation of a GenBank genome assembly.
AUGGAGAAUGCCAUGCCCAUGUACCGUGUGGCGAAUUCAUCGAAAGCGCCUCUCAAGAAGGAGCUCUCGACGAAGCAGGCGGUUAGCGGCCUUUCGAGUCGUGGGACAGGGACAGCGGAAGCCCCGAUCAAGAAGGAGCUUCCGACAAAGCAGGGUACGGAAUCUGCAGAAAAAGCAGAGGCCGCGAAAGCUGCUUCAGUCCCGAUCAAAAAGGAGCGCCCGACGAAGCAGGGCACGGAAUCUGCAGGGAAAGCAGAGGCCGCGAAAGCUGCUUCAGUCCCAAUCAAAAAGGAGCUCCUGACCAAGCUCGGCACGGAAUCUGCAGGGAAAGCAGAGGCCGCGAAAGCUGCUUCAGUCCCGAUCAAAAAGGAGCUCCCGACGAAGCAGGGCACGGAUUCCGCAGGAAAAGCAGAGGCCGCGAAAGCUGCUUCAGCCCCGAUGAACAAGGAGCUCCCGACGAAGCAGGGAACGGCAUCUGCAGGGAAAGCACAGGCCGCGAAAGCUACGUCAGCUCCGAUCAAAAAGGAGCUCCCGACGAAGCAGGGCACGGAAUCUGCAGGGAAAGCAGAGGCCGCGAAAGCUGCUUCAGUCCCGAUCAAGAAGGAGCUCCGGACAAAGCAGGGCACGGAAUCUGCCCUCGCAAAGGAGCUCCCGACGAAGCAGGGCACGGAAUCUGCAGGGAAAGCAGAGGCCGCGAAAGUUGCUUCAGCCCCGAUCAAAAAGGAGCUCCCCACGAAGCAGGGCGAGGAAUCCGCAGGGCAAGCAAAGGCCGCGAAAGUUGCUUCAGCCCCAAUCAAAAAGGAGCUCCCGACGAAGCAGGGCACGGAAUCUGCAGGGAAAGCGGAGGCCGCGAAAGUUGCUUCGGCCCCGAUCAAAAAGGAGCUCCCGACGAAGCAGGGCACGGAAUCUGCAGGGAAAGCAGCUGCUUCGACAGCUACGGCAGCUCCGAUCAAGAAGGAGCUCGAGAAGAAGCAGCGCACGGAAUCUGCAGGGAAAGCAGGUGCCGCGAAAGUUGAUUUAGCCCCGAUCAAAAAGGAGCUCGCGACUGUUUCCAUGAAGCAGCAAAUGAUGCCAAGCAGCAAGAAAUCAAGGUCUGCCUUGCAUGGUGGCAGUGCUGCCAAGACUGAGAAGGCUGUCAAGAAAGCACAAAAGAAGAAGGUUGGAACGGAUGCAGAGCCUGCGAAGCGCAAGCGGCAGAAGACGUCGACUGUCCCAGGUAAUUCGCUCGGUGCUCCCGGAAUUACCACCUCUGGAUACGCGCAGCCUGGAGGUUUCGGGGAUGGUUCGUGGGGCCCAGCCCCGGCUUUAUCCUCAAUAAAGAAGCGACAGCGAGCUGCAAAGACAGAGGCAGACGUGAUUGCGAAAGAAGCAUCCAGAAACGCCCUGCAUGAUGAUCAUGAUGCCAAUCAGGCCGCAGAAGAGGAGCUCUUCGCCCAGGUCCCCGUCCCGGCUGCAAAGCGACGUCGCACAAGAGCAGGCCCAGGAAUGUGCUGUGGCUGUGGCCAGAAGCUGCCGGAGGGUGCGCUUGCCUACGACAGAUCGGACCGAGAGAAAGGCUCGGCCUACUGCGAGCCCUGUUCUGAGCAGCUUCGGAGCCAAAGGAGCUUGGUGAGAAUUGGUGAUUUUGCAUGGUGCAAAGAUCCACAAUCGCGGGGAGCAGACGCCUCGGCUCAUUGGCCGGCCGUUUGCUUGCACCUCGUUUUCUCAUCAAAGGACGAGAAGAAGCCUUAUGUGGUGCAGCUUGUCCGGCCAAACUUUCCUGAGCAACAAAUUCCUGCGCAGCGCGUAAGACAGCGAGAUGUGGUGCCAUGGGAGGAUGCUGUGCUCAAUGCCAGCAUUGAGAGACUCGCCAAGGGGCGUAAACGCAAGCGAGCUGUUGAUUUGGCGGCCGCUUUACGACUGGCAGGAGCGGCUGGAGCCAAUCUCACGUCGGCCAUGACGUCUUUGAGCACGAUGAGGAAGUGCAGGCCCAGAUGCGUGAAAGCUUCGGACUCACUAGGCGCGAGAGGUGUCUGGUGGAUGUCACCACUUCGCCCAAGCCGUCGAGCUCCUGCGGGACCAUUGAAGCAAAGACCCAAGAGAAUGCAGGGCCUCGAUGCCUCGGAGGGUCGAAAGAGAGCCACAUCAGCAGACCUCGAGAUUUUGCAGCGUGAACUUGAUGCAGCCAGCCAGUAUGAGAAGGAGUUGCAAGCAAGGCACGCCCCGACCACAAACGAGUUGUCUGGUCUGUUGUGGCUGAUGCAAACAGGACUCAAGGUCUCGGAAAGCUUACUGUAG